This is a messenger RNA of Sturnus vulgaris (Common starling), 1305 nucleotides long. NCBI's taxonomy places the organism in Eukaryota, Metazoa, Chordata, Aves, Passeriformes, Sturnidae. The record is from RefSeq and is a predicted model, not a curated record.
UCCAUGAGUUAAGCAUGGCAGCGUGGUGGGAGAUUGGAGCCAAGGAAGCCUUGAAAUACAGCCCAGGUUUAUCCUUCAUAUGAAGCUGAUCACUCCUGGCCAGCAUUGUCCCCGUUGUGUCCCCAGCUGAGCUCUCUGUGCCCAUGGUGCCUGCAGGGGGUGGCUGAGCAGGGCCAUGCAUCAUCUCUUCGGGCUGGUUUUGGCACAGAAGGACCUGUCCCGGGCAGGGGACCUCUUCUCCCUGGAGGAUGCUGAGAUCGAGGGAAGCCUCUCUGAAGCUCUUGAACAGAUCAGAAUCAUUAGUUCAGCUGCAGACUACCAGACCAAUGACAACGACCAGGCAGUGGUGGAGAUCUGCAUCACCCGCAUCACCACGGCCAUCAGGGAGACUGCAUCCAUCGAGAAGCACGGCAAGGCCCUGGUGGCUCUCUGGGAGUCCUGUCUGGAGCACAACCUGAAACCCUCUGGCAAAGAUGAGGAUGCUCCACAUGCCAAAAUCGCCUCUGACAUCAUGAGCUGCAUCCUGCAGAAUUACAACCGGCCUCCAGUGAUGGCCCUGGCUGUGCCAGUGGCAGUGAAAUUCCUGCAGAGGGGCAAUAAGGAGCUGUGCAGGAACAUGUCCAGUUACCUGUCCUUGGCUGCCAUUGCCAAGGCAGAGCUGCUGGCUGAGCACACAGAAACCAUCCUCAGGAGUGUCCUUCAAGGUAGGCCCAGCCCAGAGUCUGGGUUUAGUCCAGGUGUCCAGAUCAGUUAGGCUGUGCUAAGCAUGUACACAACCAUUCUCUAAUAGAAUCAAUCAAUCAUUAGGGGUGGGAAAGACUCCAGGAUCAAUCCCACCAUUAAACAAAUCAUAUAAAGCAGACCCAUGGAAAUAUCUAUAAAUGUGAUCAAAUGUAUUCAUCACACUCUAAUAACAAACUUGCUCAAGGAAUAUGUGAAUUUACUGCACCUCUGGAGGUUUUGGUAUGGAUUGGCUGACCCACAGGGCAGGAAAUACAUCUGUACUCGUUAAUAUUCCCUGCUAAUGGACUCCAAAUUAUCAGCCCUGAUACGAGGCACCAGCCAUGGAGCUCUUAUCCUUCCUCUCAGUGUCACUGGCAAGGCUCCAAAAGAGAAAUGGGGAUGAAAUUAAUCCCAUUCUGUGGUGGAAUAGUCAGAUGGAAGAUACAAAAGCUUUGUAGUGGUUCUUUCAUUUUGUCUACGUUAUUAGCUUUAUAUAGAACAAUGUUGCUAAUCUCUUUACAUUUUAUUUUUUUUUUUGUGGUUUAAAAAGCCAAAAAUAUUCAUUCCCCUAUAAAAGGAACU